AUGUCUAUUACACUCGAUCACGAAGAGGCACAAUAUGCAACGUGGGUUGAACUUUUUCAGAUUCAGGCUUGUGCUUUCAAUGUUCUAGAUCAUAUUGAUACUACCGUUUCUCAUCCGACGGAGAUUGAUGAUGCAACUUGGAAGAGGUUGGAUGCUAUUGUGAAGCAAUGGAUUUAUGGAACCAUUUCCAAAGACCUUGUUCACAUCAUCAUGAAACUGAGUGCCACGGCUCAAGAAUUAUGGACCUGGCUUGAGGAGUUGUUUCAUGAUAAUAAGCAUACUAGGGCAGUGUACUUGGAGGAACAAUUUACCAACACCAAACUCGAACACUAUGCUAAUAUGUUUGACUAUUGUAAGCAAAUUAAGUUCCUUGCAGAUCAACUUGCUAACGUCGAUUGUUCGGUCUCCAAUCAAAAGAUGGUUAUGCAACUUAUUGCGGGAAUCACCAAGGGUAAGUAUGACACCGUCGCUGCAAACAUCUCCCAAACCAAACCCACACCAAGCUUCAACAAAGCACGCUCCAUAUUCCUUUUGGAAGAAACUCGACAAAAGAAGCAAAAGGAAUCGAGUCAACAUGUUCUUGUGGCCCAAUCCUCUCAAACCCAGUCCAUAUCAGCUGUGUCACAGCCCAACCACCAGCAGGCGGCAGCCGAUCAGCGUGAUGGUGGUGCUAACCGAGGAAGGGGGCGGGGUGAUGGUAUCAACAGCAAGCCUAAAGGCCGUGGAAAGGGUCGUGGGAACAAUAAUAGUCAACAACAACAUCAACAAUCUGGGCCACGGUGGCAAGCCCAAAAUCAACAGGCCCCUCAGUAG
Molecule: messenger RNA, 813 nt
Organism: Chenopodium quinoa (quinoa)
Lineage: Eukaryota; Viridiplantae; Streptophyta; Magnoliopsida; Caryophyllales; Amaranthaceae
Exons: 1
Coding region: 1-813 (270 amino acids)
Source: RefSeq, a predicted model, not a curated record